This is a messenger RNA of Bufo bufo (common toad), 1992 nucleotides long. It is a transcript of the gene NEK3, whose product is annotated as NIMA related kinase 3. The record is from RefSeq and is a predicted model, not a curated record. The coding region runs from base 50 to 1429 and encodes 459 amino acids. Gene Ontology annotation, molecular function: protein kinase activity; ATP binding. Lineage: Eukaryota; Metazoa; Chordata; Amphibia; Anura; Bufonidae. The transcript is spliced from 14 exons. Gene Ontology annotation, biological process: protein phosphorylation.
UGAGCCCUCUGUGUACAGGGAUCACUGGCAACACAGCACAGUGCCCAGUAUGAACCCGCUGGACACUUCUGUUACAAUGGAGAAUUACCAGGUGCUGAGGGUUAUAGGAGAGGGCUCGUUCGGCAGAGCUCUUCUCGUGAGCCACCUAAACGCCGCCGAUAAGUAUGUAAUGAAAGAAAUCAGACUUCCAAAGUCUUCAGCUGCAAUUAAAGAGUCCAGACAAGAAGCGAUUCUCCUGGCGAAGAUGAAACAUCCCAAUAUAGUGAAAUUCCGGGAGGCGUUCGAAGCGGAUGACCACCUGUAUAUAGUGAUGGAAUACUGUGAUCGGGGCGAUCUGCUGGAGACCAUUAAACUUCAGAGAGGAAAGCUGUUUCCAGAACACACAAUCCUCCACUGGUUUGUUCAGAUAUGUCUGGCCAUACAGCAUGUUCAUGAGAAACGAGUGCUGCACAGAGACAUUAAGUCAAAGAAUAUUUUCCUUACACAAAGAAGAACCAUAAAGUUGGGGGACUUUGGAUCAGCACGUGUUCUCUCCAGUCCAAUGGCCUAUGCCUGUACAUAUGUUGGGACACCUUAUUACGUUCCUCCUGAGAUCUGGGAAAACUUACCCUACAAUAAUAAAAGUGAUAUCUGGUCAUUGGGAUGUGUGCUAUAUGAAAUCUGCACCUUGAAACACCCAUUUCAAGCCGGCAGUUGGAAAAAUCUAAUUAUGAAGAUCUGCCACGGGACCUACAGUCCACUGCCUUCCCAAUACUCAUAUGAAUUGCGGAGUCUAAUUAAACAGAUAUUUCGUAAAGAUCCCCGCCAGCGGCCUUCAGUCAACACUAUUCUCAAGAGAAGAGGACUACUAAAAAUGGUGAAUUUGUGUGUAUCUUCCCAGAUUGACGACACCUCAGGCCUCCCAAAUGAUGAAUCUACCUCAAUGAUCCAGUCUAUGAAGGAACAGCAGGGAGCUUCUUCAGACGCACAACAGUCCGCUUCACCAGCAGCAGAUAGGAAACAAUGGGAGAAAGGAGCAACAGACACCGUAUUAAAUGUUCUAGAAAAUGCUCCUAUCCUCACAUCAAGCAUUGAAGCAAGCAGAAGUGAAGGAGGCCACGUUAUAAAGUAUGAUCUGAAGGAAAAGAGGAAGGAAUGGAAUAAGGAGGCACCAGAAACUCUUAUUAAUAUCUUGCAUAACCUGGAUCUCUGUUCGGCAUUUAAGACUUACACCAUCUUUAGAUCUACAGAAGACCCAAAAGAUUGUCUGAAGGGUCCACUCUUUAACAAUAUUCAAGCUCCAGAUGCCACAGACAGCAGGGAAGAAGAAAUUGAGAUGGAUCCUGAGAGGCUGGAGUCGAGAUCUGAUGAUGAAGACACGGAUUUUGAGGAAGAUGAGGUGGAUCCAGACUGGGUGUCAGAACUGCAGAAAGUGACCGAUUCUCAGUAAAGCUGGAGACCAUACUGGGACAUGCACUGCAUAUGACGAAAACUGGGUGAAGACUUGUUUUAUGGAUCAAACCAGAGUAACCUCAUUCUUUAUGACAAACUUCUGAAAGUAACACUACAGGAGAAUGGACCGGAUCACUUGUAAUUUUAAGAACGGGAAUCAUUAUUUUAUUGUGGCUUUAACUGGACCUGAUAGAAUAAGGUUGAAAACUUACUUGUAAGAUUAGAGAACCUCCCAGAGGAAUGAUGGACAUUCACAACAUCUGCUGUUAUCACCUUUUUUCCCUGUGACUUUUAUAUGUAGUGAAAAAACCCACAGAGUCCAGAUGUUUGUCCAUGGUUCCUCAAUCGGUCGCAGUUGUGUUGCAUUGAUUUUCCCUUUCAUUUAGCUGAAAAAUAUGCAGCACUGACAACCACUUCUAUAUGCAGCACUGACAACCACUUCUAUAUGCAGCACUGACAACCACUUCUAUAUGCAGCACUGACAACCCCUUCUAUAUGCAGCACUGACAACCACUUCUAUAUGCAGCACUGACAACCACUUCUAUAUGCAGCACUGACAAC